GGCACGCGCUAUACAUGCACACUAUAGCUAGCUAGCCUGACGAGAUCUAGGCCGUCUGAUAGUAUAUAAGCGUACGCAUAUAUAGUAUGGCCUCUCCUCGUUAGAUCACUCUAGCUCCUCCUUGGCAACACUUUGAGCAAGAGCACACUUCUUCUGGCCAGAUCGAGUGACUCUUCAGGGGCCCGGGGAAUUAAUGGCGCCCUGGUGGACGAAUCUCAAGAAACUGUUUCGUGAGCACGACUUAGAGAAGAAUGGAGAGUACGUCCCUGGAGAGCCGUUCCUAACAGAAUAUGAGCUCAAGAAUGUAAGUCCACGUUGCCGGGAUCUACAUUCUUACUAUCUGCAAGUGUUCCAACGUCAACAGGGUAUAAAUCUGUCCAUCGAGCACCACCACUUCCAUCAUAGUGAUGGUGCUCUUAGCAUCACGGUGCCUUGGUCGGAUUUGUGGAAUUUAUACAACCUCAAGGAGCUCAACGCCUCGCUUAUGAGAUGCUGGACAUUGCACCUCAUCAAAAUUUUCGAGGAAGAAGAAUUUCCAAUUGGGUUCAUGGACCCACAUUGGAUGUCUGGUCAAUCAAUUGAGGCCGAUCGGAAUAAGAGCAGGAAUUAUGUGGCCGAUGCACUGGCGGCACAUACUCAACGGGGGAAAGAGAUGAUAAUUGUUGCAUACUACAGUGUUGAGUACGAUCAUUGUAUCAUGAUCGCUAUUUUUCCGUCCGAGAACAGUGUUAGUUACCUUGAUUCCACGCAGGGUAACAACUGGAGCAAUGUGGCGGAGUUCAUAGAUGAGGCAUGGUCUCUCGCUCGUGAUAAGAAAGGAUUGGAAUCCGGAAACCCCAAACUGUCCCACGACUUCGAGGGCAUGUGUCUCCGAAAACAGGUAUUGGUGGAAUGUGGUUUCUCUGUAUGCCAUAAGAUGUUGUCAUUUGUCGAAAAUAUAUUCGCUGAAGAAAAGAUCACCAAGACGAUGUUGGUGGAGUGCGACAUGAAGAAGAUUAGGAACCAAUUAUGUGACUUCCUCAUGGAAGAAUUGGAUGCCAGCAGUUCAGAACUCGUCACAUCGAAGCUUGAAGAGUGUAGUCUCGCGUCCUCAAUGAGCGAAUAGGAUGGCGCACCAACAGCCUGGCACGAGGCUCCGCGGAAGCGUUCUUUCCUAUAAGGGGAUCUCUAUGUGGUGCCUUCUGUUGCAAAUAAAAUUGUACGUCGCGGCCCAGCUGGUGUGAUGCUGCCGCGGCAGCAUGCAUUUCGUUGUUUUUUGUUUCCUGCAUUUCAAUUUCUGCCAUGGUUGUUAUGCGGCGGAUCUUUUACUUUCACGAGAGCACGAAUGUUGUGUGUGCCGUGCAUGUAGAACUCGAUUGCUCGCACGAUUCGCCGUGGGAUGGCACGGCCAGUCCGGAUCGUGAGACGGGUUCUCUUGCUUAUGAAUAAAUGAGAAACAACCCUCAAAUGCAGCUAA
Messenger RNA from Brachypodium distachyon (stiff brome), 1456 nucleotides. RefSeq lists its product as uncharacterized. The record is from RefSeq and is a predicted model, not a curated record. The transcript is spliced from 6 exons. The coding region runs from base 194 to 1105 and encodes 303 amino acids. NCBI's taxonomy places the organism in Eukaryota, Viridiplantae, Streptophyta, Magnoliopsida, Poales, Poaceae.